UGAGAAGAAUGCCAUGCAUCAUGCUUGGUGCGGUUUUUAUUGUGCUCCCAGCCUCAAGGGCUUCGAUUCUAUGUAUGCCGGGCUCUGUGAACCCUCCUCUCGUCUGUAAAUACGCCGAGCCGAUGCUCGGCCUGCCCGUUCCAUGUCGAGUACCAACAAUGGUCUCGACUUUGUUGACAUCGUACACUCGUAGAUAUUUGUCGUGCAGUUGCUCUCAGUAUCCUUUGUAACUCCGUCCAACAUAUGAAAACAAAAUAAGAUGCUGUGGAAAAUGCCCAAACAGUUAUGCCCAAUAAAUCAUGUCUCAUGUUCAUUCCAUUCCAGAGUUGUCAUUUUCCCCUCCUCAUUACAUCUUUCUUCGUCCUGAAUCAUGCUGAUCAUAUUCUUUUCGUUUUCAGCGGCUUCGUAGAUGGCCGGCGCCCCUAUUUGCAGCAUAGCAGCGGUGUGCUGUAGAUGCAGAAAGGGCGUAGCGCCCAAGACAGGAUGCAGCGUGGCAUUUCAGUGUAAAUGCGGUGAUAGCAGCGGUAUCUGCAGCAAGCGACCAGUGACGCCAGGAUCAAUCGACAAUCUCCUCGGAGCUGCUGCUACUCGACCCGGACGUUACGCUCAUGCUCUGGCGCGCGGUGUGGACCAACCUAUAGAUGCCAAAGGCGACGAGGGCGAGCACGAUGAAGAGAAUGAUGACGAUGAUGGCGAUGACAUCGUUUUGUUUGACCAUGGUUGCGGUUGCAGUGCGAGGGCUUUCCCGUCACGAUCUGACACCAGCGUGGAGGGCCUGAACGGGGAAUGGAGGUGUGACGGGCGGUGUGGAACUGGUGUGGGGUGGUGUGUCUGCUGAGUACCGGUGGCUGGGAGGGAAGACGGGUGGAAGAGGUACGGAGCUCGAGCGGAGUCGCCGUGCGCCGAAGAAUGUUCGGGUCUCGGGAGAAAAGUUGGGCUUCGGUAACGAUUUUCAACGGUAUGUCCAAGAGGAAAGGUUGAUGAAAGGAUUUGGUGUCGGCGGUUGGAAUGGCGGUUGGAUAAAGCGCCUUUUUUUUUUUUUUUUUUUUUUU
This is a messenger RNA of Colletotrichum navitas, 1052 nucleotides long. RefSeq lists its product as uncharacterized. NCBI's taxonomy places the organism in Eukaryota, Fungi, Ascomycota, Sordariomycetes, Glomerellales, Glomerellaceae. The transcript has a single exon. The record is from RefSeq and is a predicted model, not a curated record. Bases 410 to 838 code for a protein of 142 amino acids.